Molecule: messenger RNA, 1551 nt
Organism: Rhizophagus irregularis DAOM 181602=DAOM 197198
Lineage: Eukaryota; Fungi; Glomeromycota; Glomeromycetes; Glomerales; Glomeraceae
Source: RefSeq, a predicted model, not a curated record
AUGCCUGAAGCUUAUAGAAAGCAUUCUACUGGCACAACAUUUCUUGCAUUCAACACCACCACCACCACCACUACCACCGCUACUGCUACUACUACCAAAAAUAAGCAAGAAGAAGAAAUAUAUACAUGUCAUUUUUAUUAUAAAUAUUUUAUGCGUGAAAAUCCAUUACCUGGACCACUUCCGUUACCCUUUGUUGGAAAUAUUAUAGAUCGUGGUUUCGAUGAAUUUGAUGAAUAUACUGAACGAAUGCAAAAAAAAUAUGGAUUAGAUGAAUUAGACGUGGCAGGAAAAGGAAUAGCAUUAAAUCAUAAUGUAAAUGUUUGGAAAUUUAACCGACAUUUUAUCUCUAGAGCUUUACUUACACCAAGUUUUUCUAAAUAUUCAGUAAUUUGGACACAAAAUUUGGUUGAAGAAAUGAUGGAUUAUUGGAAAGAUGGAGAAGAUGAUGAUGGAAAUUUUAAAACUAAUAUUGUAGAAUGGUCUCAUAGGUUUACAACAGAUUCAAUUACUCAUUUCACUACAGGAAUGAGAGUUCACACUAUUGAAGCACAUUAUAAUGAAUUAUUAUUAUCUAGAAAUAAAAAACCAAGAAAAUCUGUUAAUGAUUUAAAGGAUGCUACAAAGUUUUUUAAAAGUAUUAAAACUUUAAUUAUUGGAGUUUAUUUCUUUAUUAUAGUUCCGCCUUUCAUUAGAAAAUAUUUUCCUUUUUUAAGUAAUGAAAAUAAAAAACAUUUACAAAAUCGGGAUUGGUUGUUUAGUAAAAUUGAUGAACUCAUUAAAAGUAGAAGAAGAGAAAUUGAAUAUACACCUUUAAAUCAACCAUUAAGAUUUGAUAUGUUAACCUCGAUGUUAACCGCUUAUACUGAUCGAGAUAUUUGUGAAGUGAAAUAUUAUGAUGAAGAAUAUACAAGCAGACCAUUAACUGAUGAAGAAGUUCGCGGGAAUUUAUGGGAGACAUUUGUUGCAGGAAUUGAUACGACUGCCAAUUUAUUUACUUUUGUUGUUUACUUUUUGGACAAAUAUCCAAAUGUUUUAAGAAAACUUCGAGAUGAAUUGGAUUUAUUCUUUAAAAAAUUAGGUGAUCAUCGCUUAGAUUUAGAUUGUUUAUCACAACUUGUUUAUACUGAAGCAAUAAUUAAAGAGAUCUUUAGAAUAUAUACACCAGCACCUUACACUGCACGAAAUAGUACCGCAGAGGAUGUUGUGGCAGGUCUCGUAUGGCCCGAAGGAACACAAUAUAUUAUAAAUAUUCAUGGCGUAAAUAAUAAUGAAGUAUAUUGGGAUGAACCUGAAAAAUUCAAUCCUGAAAGAUGGUUUAAUAACCAAAAAAGUGAAAAGUUAAUGCCUCAUGUAGUAUUUGGUGGGGGUCGUAGAGUUUGUCCUGGUAGGAAAUUGUCUUAUAUUGAACUUAAAUGUAUGAUAGCUUUAAUAUAUCAUAAAUUGGAUAUUGAAUUAGUAGUUAAAGAUACUCCUUUGAAAACUAAAUUUGUGCUUAUUAGAGCGUUCCCUGAAUUGAAUGUUCGAAUUAAACCUAGACAAAAUAAUAUUUAA